Molecule: messenger RNA, 2326 nt
Organism: Danio rerio (zebrafish)
Lineage: Eukaryota; Metazoa; Chordata; Actinopteri; Cypriniformes; Danionidae
Source: RefSeq, a predicted model, not a curated record
GACCGUCUGUCUGGCGGAUUAAACUUUCACAUCCCGCAGACACACACAUGCACGCGCGCGGGGGUGCGCACAUCCGCUGUGAUGCGCAGCGCGGACACGUGUAAAAAGCUUCAGCUUGUGUACAGAAGGAUCCGCAAAGGCGAGUCUCUGGACAGGUAGUUCUCUAAAGGCUGUCCUGAUUUAUUGAAGGCCUUUAGCGGUUUUAUAGUUUCUUAUUGGACACUGACUGGUACUGAUACCAUACUGGCAUUAAGAUCAAACCACUAAACGCGUGUUUGAUGAAGUUUGUCCUUUGUUGCUCUGCUUUAUCAUUGAUAACGCUUUGAAUUAUAUAACAAAGCACUCGGAUCUUCAUUUCCUCGGUUCAUCUGGGAGUCGAAUGGCCUCUGUUGUCACCGUGAAGACAGAGAAGCGUCCUUCCCCUGACUCCGAGGAUGGAGACACAAUGGCUAAGAAGGCCAGGAAGUUGUUGCCCAGCCUGAAGACCAAGCGAGCUCCUGAGCUGGUUUUGGUGAUCGGCACAGGUGUGAGUUCAGCCGUAGCUCCUCAGGUGCCAGCGCUGCGCUCAUGGAAAGGUCUGAUCCAGGCGCUGCUAGAUGCUGCCAAUGAUUUUGAUCUGCUUGAGGAGGAAGAGAGCCGGCGCUUCCAGAAAAGUCUGCAAGAGGACAAGAACCUGGUGCACGUUGCGCAUGACCUUAUUCAGAAACUUUCACCUCGGACAGGAAAUGUACGCUCCACCUUUUUUAAAGACUGCCUGUACGAGGUGUUUGAUGACCUGGAGUGUAAGAUGGAGAACGCCGGGAAGCAUCUCCUCCGCUCGGUGCUGCAGCUGAUGGAGAGCGGUGCGCUGGUGCUCACCACCAACUUUGACAACCUGUUAGAGAUCUACGCCGCCCACCAAGGAACCAAGCUGGAGUCUCUGGAUCUCACAGAUGAGAAGAAGGUUCUGGAAUGGGCUCAGGAGAAAAGAAGACUGAGUGUACUCCAUAUUCACGGCGUCUACACCAACCCUAGUGGUAUCGUACUGCAUCCUGCUGGCUACCAGAACGUUCUGAGGAACACAGAAGUCAUGAGGGAGAUCCAGAAACUCUAUGAAACAAAGUCUUUUGUGUUCCUGGGCUGUGGGAGGACGGUGGACGACACCACAUUCCAGGCGCUGUUUCUCGAAGCGGUCAAACACAAGUCUGACCUUGAGCACUUCAUGCUGGUGAGGCGGGAGGAUGUGGGCGAGUUCAAAAAGCUCCGAGAUAACAUGCUGGACAAGGGAAUUAAGGUCAUCUCGUAUGGCAAUGAAUACGCUGACCUGCCCGAGUACUUCGAACGGCUGGCCAAUGAGAUUUGCAACCGGGACGUAGAGCGGGACAUGGUGACCAAUGGCUGGGGAUCUCCCAUCUCACCAGGAGAAGAAAGUCACAACGGCUUCACGACCCAGAAAAACCUCCUACAAGUGCCUGCUUCUAGAACAAUAGAAACAUAGAGGUGAAUUCAGCGCAAGAGCUUCUGUCGUUGUUGUUUUUCACUACACCUAUCCACUGUCCUCCUGUGGCUUCUGAAAUAAUAUUGAGAUCUUCCUCUCUCUCUGUCCAGACUACCACUCGUGACACAAGUGUUAGUCUGGGACGUCCCACAGCUCCGUCGCCCCCUUCCGCUCGGGUCUGGUUCGACUACGCACAACAAGACUCUUUCCUCAUGUUUUCUGAGCGCCGUGACAAUCGGUUGGCGUCACGCGGGGGAAAGCGUCAGUAAAAACACCACUGUGAACUCCUUUCUGAAACGCUUUACUGUAUGUGAGUGAGUGAGGGAGGGAGAUUAUUAUUAUUGUUAUUAUUUUAAAUCAGGUAUGUGAAGUGUGGACCAAGAUGACGUACAGGGCAGGCCGGUCCCAUCCUAAAACAGUUUGACCGGUCAAAUGUGCUAGAUAAAUACUGUAACGAACUGAACUGGAGAGUUUUAGCAAUGCAGUCUCACAUUCUUCAUAUCAUUAAACACACCAGCAAUAUCGUUUUAGUGAUGAAUUGAUUAAUAAAUGUCCAGGUCGUGUUUCAUUCCAACAUUAAAGACAGAGAAAAAGGGAAGAAAGUAUGAAGUGACAGCUCAUGUUAGCAAGAAUUCACCGUAUUACUGGAUUUUAUUGUGCGAUUAUAAUUAUAUUUAAAAGACUUUUUCUAUUGGGAUUUUCUUUAAAUGUGAUUUAUUUAUGUGAAUUAUUUUUCAGCAUCAUCACUUACUCGUUUCCACUGGGUGGUAUAGUUCAGUGUGGGUCAUCUUGAUCAGGCUUGUCUCUCCACUGCCAAAUGGCACCCUUUUGAUGGGUGUGGUGUACGAC